CGUCGCGUCGUCUCACCAGGAUGCGAACGCUUGACACGCGCGAUGCGUGCCAGUUUGUUGUCCCACGUAGCCGCCAAUGCCCGCGACGCUUCGCCUAGCUCCUCAUGCUAGUCUCGUCUUCCGAAUUGCUUGGAGCACAGCAUGAAGGAGAUGCUCGGAGGGUGCUGCGUGUGUUCUGAUGAGAGGGGUUGGACCGAAAAUCCAUUGGUGUACUGUGAUGGACAGGGAUGUACUGUUGCUGUGCACCAAGCGUGCUACGGCAUCGUCACUGUACCAACGGGACCAUGGUAUUGCAGGAAAUGCGAGUCACAAGAACGCAGCGCUCGUGUGCGCUGUGAGUUAUGUCCAAGUCGAGAUGGAGCUCUUAAGAGAACAGAUCAAGCUGGAUGGGCGCACGUUGUGUGCGCUCUGUAUAUUCCAGAAGUUCGAUUUGGUAACGUGACUACAAUGGAACCUAUUAUAUUGCAACUUGUUCCCUCAGAGAGGUUUAACAAGACGUGCUACAUAUGCGAGGAGCAAGGUAGAGGUAGCAGAGCAACUGCAGGAGCAUGCAUGCAGUGCAACAAGACCGGCUGCAGGCAGCAAUUUCAUGUUACAUGCGCACAGGCUCUGGGUUUGCUCUGCGAAGAGGCCGGCAACUAUCUCGAUAAUGUGAAAUAUUGCGGAUACUGUCAGCAUCAUUAUUCGAAAUUGAAAAAGGGUGGUAAUGUGAAAACGAUACCGCCGUACAAACCGAUACCCGCCGACAACGGCUCGUCGGACUCGUCGCCGGAAAAGGAGGCGGAAGCGCCGAUAAAAUCGUCGAGCGGCAAGCGGAAAAGCUCGAGUUCCAAGUCCAUCGUCAAUUCUAAAAGUAAAUCCAAUGCUAGUCCCAAUUUAGAGAUAAAUGGCAUCGCGGACGAUAAGAGCAGUAGUAGCGGACGUAAUACGCCAAAAGAUAAUUCCACGAGUUCCAGCAAGUUUACGACUUCCAACUUUGUCGAGACCAUUGUCACGCAGUCGGAAAGCGUGUUCGGGCAUGAAGCAGGCGCGAUCACCACCGCGGUCACUACGGUGCCCGCUUCGGCGAUCAAGACGAGCGGCGGUAACGUUAACGUGCCGCACAAGAACGUCGGUCAGAGCAAGUCCGGCACCUCUUCGGCUUCCAACAAGACCUCGAGUCACACCAGCAAGAAGAGGAAGGCUGGUGCGCGCACGCCAACGGUAAUCGGAAACGAGAACUCGAAUCAGUCGGUCAGUUCGGAGGCUAGCGGAUCAGUUGUGGUGGCCGUCAGCUCUGUGGUGCAACAGGCCAUUCCGAGUAACAAUAUGCAACCGACAAUCGCUGAAGCCACUAGUCUAAGUACAACAGCGGAACCGGAAAGACAGAAGAAGACGAAGGUCGAAAGUCCGAUUCAAUCAGCGUCAAACACUCCGGUCGCCACAGAAGCAACCACGACACCUGUGAUAAUGACGGUGACGCAAUCUUCUUCCUCGAUCGUCACUCAGUCGCCGACAACCACGUCAAGCAACAUCGUCGUGUCCGUGCCGUUAACCGCCACCUCGCUCCCGAGCACGGUUCAGAGUUUGGUGCCUACCAACAUACCGACGCUUUACGCUCAGCAGAUGCAACAGCAGAGCAUAAUCACCACGGCCGCGAACACGGAACCGCGAUCCAGCUCGGUGGUGAAUACCGAGAGAUUUAUGAUGGAGGAAACGCCAGUAAAACGAUCUCGUUCUCAAUCAGCUGACAAGCAAGAGAAGACUCGGAAACCAAAGCGUGGCUCGUCGAAUAGUCAGUCCGCGCUGUCGCAAGCAGUUUCAUCCGUCGUAACCUCCGUAUCCAGCACUGCGGGAGGAACCACGUCCAAGAGGGGCGCGCGAAACAAUCAUCAGACACCCCCACCGGCGAGCACCGUGGCUCCUGUGCCGUCGAUAAUUCAAGGUCCCGCAGCCAGUGGCGGACAUUUCAGCAGUAUGAGUAAUGCCGCGACUACUCUGGGACCAGUUGUCAAGGAGUCGCCACCUAGCAGUCCUGGAUCGGAAAGUAUGGGUAGUUCAACCGGAAAACGAAAGAGGAAGGCAGCCGUGUCCACGCCCACACCGUCAGCGUCAACCACACCGACCACUCUUGCCACCACCACAAUAAAAGAAGAAAAUAACGUGAAAUUAUUUCAAAAUGGAGUUAGCGCACCGCACAUGUUGGGAAAUCAGUUGAAUCCUACUUCGACAAUGGCACAGAAAAUGUCCGAUACGCUUUCGCAAGAGCUGGAGGCUCAUUCUAUUUUUACGGAAGCGAGUAACUCAGCUACAAAUUUAGUUGGACCGCAGUUGCACAGUCGAGUGAUCGCGUCUAUACGAUCCAGCCAACCGGGUAUGCCGCCCACUUCGUUCUCGCCGAUAUUUUCCACAAGCAGCAACAAUGGGAAUUCGACACAGCCUAACGCAGCUACUGCCAGCGGAGCUCUGGGUGGCGGAGCAAUCCCCCAGACACUGGAUCAGCUCUUGGAGAGACAGUGGGAACAGGGAAGUCAAUUUCUAAUGGAACAAGCUCAGCAUUUUGACAUCGCGUCCCUGCUUUCCUGUUUACAUCAACUGCGAGCUGAGAAUCUUAGGCUAGAGGAACAUGUAAAUAAUCUCCUGCAGAGGAGAGACCACUUAUUGGCUGUGAAUGCUAGACUCGCUAUUCCAUUGACAACUCAGCCUAGUUCACAUCCAGUGAACAACAUACAUCCGACGGUGAAUCCAUCUCAUUCUAACGUCGCACACUCAGAAGUGCCGCCCGGCGCGCCGGCUCCGGUACCCAGAGUGAGCCGUGAGCCACGUCUAAACAACACUUACAUGUCCCACUCCAGUUCCGGCCAUCCGACGACGUUAGAAAAUGGGUUACCGCCGGAUCCUUCCCCACCCGCGGCGGCUUCUCUCUCUCAGUAUCAACUUCGAGGAUCACUGGUUGCACCGCAACCGAGCCCGACGAUAAGGCACAGUCCAGCCGGUGGUGGAUACCUUCAACCCGGUCAGGCGAGUAAUAUAGUGUCGCCGGCGUCCGCUAAUACUUCUGGCGUGGUGCGAAAUUCGUCUGUCACGCCAGAUCCGUUACGCGGAGUUAGAUCGGCAUCGCAACCGUCGGGCACUUAUAUGCCGUCGAUGUAUCAGCCCGCCAUGUCAAAUCUCAGCAGCAAUCAAGUAAGCGGCGUUCACAAUCUUCAUUCGCACGGACCAUCGCCAACGGGCCACGGUCCGCCGAGUAAACCUAGCUGAAGGUAGAUACAAAAACAACUCGAAUAUGGCAACCGCAACUUGUAAAAAAUAAAUGAAAGCAUAACGUGUAUACAUUAGUACGUGCGGAAUGCGUACGUUUUGGGCGCUCACGCGCUUUGACCGUCGGUCAAGCCCACUUUUGUUCUACAUUUAAUUAGCAAUGGCUGUUGUCACUUGCGUCAUUGAAGCGCUCAAAGCGAACGCGCCCGAUGUAAAAAAAAAACAAAAAAAAAAAGGAUAUAAUCUCGUCGCAAGAGAGAGACCUAACUGCACUUCUUCGCGAGAUAUUGACUGAUGUACAUUUUUCUAUGCCAGGUUUAUCGGCAAUCAUUUUCUUGCGUGAUAACGACCGUCACUUUGACGACGUCGGUCGCAAAGUACAAAACAUACAUACGUCGAUUUAUAUCCUUUACACAACUUUCCAUACAUUCAACAGAUUUAUAAUACAUCAAUCGUCAUGCGCGCUGCGUGCAAUGUUGAACAUUUCGCACGUAUUUGCGAGAUUUUGUCGCUCGAUCAUCUAAAUGAAAAAGCGACACGCUUUUAUGUAUAUCGAAUUGAUUGGAUAUUUAGUAUCGCUCCUUCAUUAACUUUCUGUUGUUUUUUUAUCUUGUGUGGUAUUUUUAUAAGCACGAUUUUACAAGUUAUACGUACUGUAAUGACGUACCGAAAGCUCAAUUAAAAUUAGAACGACAUUAGCGAUAAAAAAAAAGAAAACAAAAACGAAGAAGCAGUUAGGAAGACUUGUCUCAUGGAUUCAAGACGUUAAAAAAGAAAAAAGAAAAAAAAGAAAUUCGCGUCGUUCAUUGAAAGUUUUGUUUUUGUUAUCGAAGCACACGCCAUUGCUAAAAUAUCUAUGUGACUUUUGCAUUUGGUUGAAACCUCAUUUAAACGCAAACGGUAGGAGCAUAUCUGAAGACACAUUCUUUAUCUCUCUUUGUAGGCAUCAUCAUAUGUGAACAGCAAAUCCACAGAUGUACAAAUCUUAGACUGUAAGUCAACGUAUCGAGAUAAAUAGCAAUAAUACACAGUAGGUAUAGUAUGUUAUGAACUGCGUUUAUUUCGUGGGUGGUGCGAGGUUUGCAAGUUUCUCCGCGCAAAAAAUGGAAGAGAAAAAAACAGGUAAAAUAAAAAAAAAAAACGUGUCCAAUCCGAAUCGGUAACGAUCUCGAAUCAUCCGUUGUCAAUCAAUUGCGAUUGCAUCAACGCGCGCGUCGAACGCGUUCGACGAUUUGUAUUACGCGUGUGAAUAUUUUGCGAGCGGUUGCAAAUGUGAAAUUUUUAUGCUUCAAAUUUUUUUUUUUUUUUUUUUUAUAGCCUUUUAUUUUAUAUUAACGUACCACCGUUGAGAUAUGUCGCAGUGUGUGCGUGUCUGUGUGUAUGUGUGUGUGUCUGUCUGUCCUAUGUUUCUGUGCGCAUGAUGCGUGUGUGGCAAUACAUGUGUACACUGGUGCGCAAUGUCUUCCGAAAGGAAAGCAAGCGAAUUUUUUGUCUGUACGCGCGUUGUUCUUUAUAGUAUUCAAUUGCCGGCGGCGAAUCGGCGUAAAAUAUAAGAAAAAAAUAAAAUAAAUAACGCGCCCAGAGAGAAAAGUCUCUUUCUUCAAAAGUCUUCAUCAUUGCGCACAAGUGUACAAGGACGGUAUUGAGUGCGACCUAUUUCCAGAGGCGGCUUUAGACGUAAAGACGAGACUAAACGGCUAUUCGAAAACGUGAAUUUUCGUCUAUUUUGAACAAAAGUUAAAAUGUGCGUGUGAUCACGAAAUGUUUUGCACGAGGAAAAUGUAUACAUAUAUAUAUAUAUAUUCGUAUCGAAAGGUCCGUUUGCGAAUACUUUUUUUAAAUCGAGAUUCGCCAAUUCUCCGUGUUGUCUCGUGCAAAAGAAAUGUGUUUCUAUCGCCGCCUCUACCUAUUUCAUAACUAAUUUAAUGUACAUUCUAAUCUUAUACACACAAAAAUAUAUGGAAGAUAAUAUCCAAAUGUACAAGACGAGCACUGCCUUUCACCAACAAGAGCUGUGAAGUAGGUUGAUCGCAAUUCGACGAUUUUUGUUCUUUUUAGUAAACACACACGACACACCGUCUCAUCUUCACUCGCCCCAUUUCAUCCCAUAUCUCUUUCGUUAUUCAGUUUUUUUUUUCUCUUAAAUCCGAUAGAUCUCAUCGAUACUUAUUCAUCAUCAUCCAUCAUCAUCGUCAUCAUCAUCAUCAUCAUCGCUGCAAAUCCUCCAAGGAAUGCAGAACAGAAGGAUAUUGUGCCAUGGUUUGAUCUACGAAUUAAGGACACAAUAUUCUAAAUACAGUCGUUAUUUAUACGAUUAUAUAAUAUAAAAACUCGAUGGCAAUGACUCUCUGUGUCUCUGUCAAUAGUCGGACAAUGUCUCAAGCGUUAUUAUUAUCAUUAUUGCGAAGUUAUUGGUAUCUCGUGAUAACGUGAAACUAAUUUAAUUAGUUGCGCGCGCGAAGGAACUUCAAUUAGUUAAUUUUGUAUGUACAUUUGUACGUUACGGUGCAUCAAUGUCUCGCGUGAGGCAAUUUAAUGUGUCGCGAAAUUGUACACGACAAACGCAAGCAACAUGCUGAAUUAUUCUAAAUAUUUUUAUCCGGAGUUUUCAAGAAAUUGUGCAAAAAAAAAAAAAAAAUGUUAUUUGGGAAUAUAAUCAAAAACUUUUGCAGAGAAACAAGACGGGGGAAAAAAAACACCGCCACAAAGUUCGGUAUAAAAUCAUGAAUAUUUGCUACAAUGUAUAAUGUAUAUCGGUAUGUGUGCGCAUCGAUUGCUGCGAUAUGCGAAUAAUCCGUGUGAGAACACACGAUGUAGUAAAUAGUAGUGACACAAGUACGUUGCUUGAAAGAGUACGUUGUAUAUGCUUUGUAAAUCGGAAUCGAGGUCAAUCCGUUUUUUUUUUUUUUGCCGCAUCUCCCGCGAGAACAACGACAGACAAAUUUUCUACACUCGUCUGUAAUUUCGGGAAAAAAAAAAAACAAGACAGCGAGCAACGCUGUGCGCGCGUAAAACGUAAAUCAAACAAAAGUGCUGAACAGUACGAGAUAGACACACGUUAGAGAAUAAGACUUUCGAACGGAAAUAAAAAAAGUAUUUCGCUCAAAAGACUAUGAGGUACGCGAUACGAAGUAAUUCGUUGUUUUUUUUUCUUUUCUUUUUUUUUUUUUUAAUGUUGCAAAUUCGACGCGGCGAAGAAAUUU
Molecule: messenger RNA, 6443 nt
Organism: Pseudomyrmex gracilis
Lineage: Eukaryota; Metazoa; Arthropoda; Insecta; Hymenoptera; Formicidae
Gene: Alh
Product: protein AF-10-like
Exons: 13
Coding region: 142-3240 (1032 amino acids)
Biological process (GO): regulation of transcription by RNA polymerase II
Cellular component (GO): nucleus
Molecular function (GO): nucleosome binding; histone binding
Source: RefSeq, a predicted model, not a curated record